This is a messenger RNA of Humulus lupulus (European hop), 1269 nucleotides long. Its product is annotated as SAC3 family protein A-like. The record is from RefSeq and is a predicted model, not a curated record. The transcript has 12 exons. Gene Ontology annotation, cellular component: nucleus. Lineage: Eukaryota; Viridiplantae; Streptophyta; Magnoliopsida; Rosales; Cannabaceae. Bases 1 to 1269 code for a protein of 422 amino acids.
AUGGCAGCCUGUCUAGCUAAAGUAAAAAGUAGGCUGUCAAAAUUUGAGUUCUAUUCCAUCGAGCAAGUCCCUCAUGAGCAUAACACCAAUACAGACCCUCUAACCCGACUCACCAUAAACAAAGAAGCGAACACAUUGAAUGUGGUCUCAGUGGAGUUCUUAAACAAGCCAAGCAUAGAAGAAGAGGUUUGUAGGCGUGAUGGUGGUGGUGGUGAGGCUCUUAAUCUAAAACUGAUUGAUGCUGCAAUUAUUAUUGGCGAUUCAAUUUAUAACCUUACGAGGUUAGGAGAAGUUGAAACUGAUAAGAAUGAUCAUCCAUUGGAUCCACCCCCAAAGAUAUUAUCAGUUGAGGAACUUUCAACAAGUGACACCGACAAAAAAGAUACGAAGAAAAAAGGUGUUAAAAAGUUGAAUUUACUUUCAUUUGGAGAAGAAGUUGAAGAAGAGGAGAAGGAAUUAGCAGCUGUAAAGAAAAAAAUCAAGAGCAGUCAUGAUGUAAUCGAUGAUCAUCGUCUUCUGAAGGAUGCUAUUCCAAAUGAUGAAUUGGUAAGACUGGAAGAAGUACUAGAAAAAACUCUGCUUAUGGUUCAAAAUUCUCAAAAGAAUUACCUCUACAAGUGUGAUCAGUUGAAGUCCAUUCGUCAAGAUUUAAUUGUGCAAAGAAUUCAAAAUCAACUAACAGUAAAGGCUUGUUUCAAGACCUCUCUUUCUUUCUCUCAUGUUUAUGAAACUCAUGCUCGGUUAGCAUUGGAGUGCCAAUCUCAGCUGCAAUCCCUUUAUGCUAAAGGAAUUGAGGGAUGCCACAUGGAGUUUGCUGCAUACAACUUACUAUGUGUUAUCCUGCACUAUAGUAACAACCGAGAUCUUGUAUCAUCUAUGUCGAGAUUAUCAAGUGAAGCUAAAAGAGAUAAUGCAGUAAGACACGCUCUUGCACUUCGGGCAGCUGUCACUCCUGGAAACUAUGUUAUGUUCUUCAGGCUCUUCAAAACAGCACCAAAUUUGAACACUUGCCUGAUGGUAUGUAAAAUUUCUGAUGAUCUAUAUGUUGAAAAGAUGCGGUUUAAGGCAGUGAGUUGCAUAUCUCGAUCUUAUCGGCCUACGUUACCUGUUUCGUAUAUCGCUCAGGUUCUGGGCUUCCCUAGUGUUGCUUCUGACAAUGCUGAAAAAGAUUCAGAUGGAUUAGAGGAAUGUAUUGAGUGGUUGAAAGCACAUGGUGCAUGUCUUAUUGCAGAUAACAAUAGAGAGAUGCAGCUUGAUGCCAAGCAUUAA